Pelobates fuscus (common spadefoot toad) is the source of this 2501-nucleotide messenger RNA. RefSeq names its product Ras association domain family member 8 (gene RASSF8). The coding region runs from base 260 to 1513 and encodes 417 amino acids. NCBI's taxonomy places the organism in Eukaryota, Metazoa, Chordata, Amphibia, Anura, Pelobatidae. The record is from RefSeq and is a predicted model, not a curated record. Gene Ontology annotation, biological process: signal transduction. The transcript is spliced from 5 exons.
UGGGACAGGCUGGGUCUGGACCUCCUCUGCCGGGAGGCGGAGCUAUGUACCCGGUGUGUUUCUCUCUCCAGAAGUUCUGUUUGUUCUCCGAACUCUCCGCAUCCUGUUUCUGGCCCCCGGGGGCCCCAGCGGAUUAUAGCGGAACUGGAGGGGCCUCAGCUCGAGCGCCCUUGACAUCGGUUUUUCCUGUGGAGUACUGCAUGUGACAUGACGCUUGAGGAUUGCAACGUAUGGAAAUCAGCCACUCAUUGAGUUCGAAAUGGAGCUGAAAGUAUGGGUGGACGGCGUGCAAAGAAUAGUUUGUGGCGUUACCGAAGUUACAACGUGUCAAGAAGUGGUGAUCGCCCUAGCACAGGCUAUCGGCCGCACCGGACGUUACACAUUGAUAGAAAAAUGGAGAGAUACAGAGAGACAUUUGGCACCCCGUGAAAAUCCUGUAAUUUCACUGAACAAGUGGGGUCAGUAUGCCAGCGACGUGCAGCUUAUCCUGCGACGCACUGGAGCGUCUAUCAGCGAGCGGCCCACCUCGGACAGUGUUGCACAUAUCCCUGAAAGAACUUUAUACAGACAAAGCUUACCUCCUCUGGCCAAACUGAGGCCGCAAAAUGACAAAUCCAUAAAACGAAGGGAGCCGAAAAGGAAAUCCCUUACCUUCACCGGCGGAGCCAAAGGCCUGAUGGAUAUUUUUGGGAAAGGUAAAGAGUCGGAAUUUAAGCAGAAAGUGGUCAAUAAUUGUAAACCGAGUGCAGAGGAACUCAAGAAGAUUAUUCACCUACAGAAUGAGAAGCUCCUGUCAAUACAGACGCACCUCGAUUCCAGUGACGCCGAGAUGAGGUUCUGGGAGCAGAAACAAAGAUCCAGCCUGGAGGAGGAAAUCGCUCGGCUGGAGCAGAAAAUCAAACGCAAUGAAGUGGAAAUUGAGGAAGAGGAAUUCUGGGAAAACGAGCUACAGAUCGAGAUGGAGAACGAGAAGCAACUUCAGGAGCAGCUCCAGGAGAUCACGCAAAGGAUCUUCCAGUGCGACAACCAGCGAAAGGAUUACCAGGCCCAAAUCCAGCACAUUGGGAGCGGCAUUGAGGCAGAGAAACUGCAACUGGAGGUACAGGAAUCCCAAAUCAAUGAGGAGGUUGUACGGGGCAAGAUUGAGAGGAUCAGAGGAGAGAUUGACCUCCAAGCACAAGAACAUCUACGGCUGGACAAUGGGACCAAAGCUCUGGAGCGAUCACUGGGGCAAGCCAGUAAACGGUUAAUGGGACGGGAGCAGGACCUCGAACAGCUCACUAAAGAGCUCCGGCAAGUUAAUCUGCAGCAGUUCAUCCAGCAAACUGGGACAAAGGUGACCGUGCUGCCAGCGGAGCCGAGCGACACCGAAUUCCCCCCGACAGAGAAAGAGCCAACGUUUCAGUCUGGGUCACUGAAAAGGCCCGGCUCAUCCCGGCAGCUUCCAAGCAACCUGCGGAUCCUUCAGAACGCGUUGUCCUCUGGUUUUAACCCGGAGGGUAUCUACGUAUAGCCCCAGAGUCCUGGAGACCAUCUCUGAAGCCAACAAAUGGACAUCCUCCGCUUCUCCUGUAAAUUCCAUCAUCGAUCAUCGUCCAGCUGUCACAGGACCACUCGCUGCCCUGACGCUUUAGGAACAUACUAGUACCAGCCAUUGCGGAACACAAUAUACCGGGAGGGAUACGCCAAGAACAAUAUUUUUACUGGUUUUCUUAAAUUAAAUGAGUAUGGACUUACAGACCGAUGAGGCUGGAGGAACGCAUGCCAUGUACUAAGUUACCCAGAGGAGGUCUCCGUACAGACACAUUGAAAGCAAUAUAUAUUUUUCCAUUUGUUUAUGGAUUUUCUAACUCAAACCAAUGACUAAACUAUUUAUCUAUUCUGUACAUUUCAAGUGUUUUCAGUUUGUAUGUUUUUCCAGUUUUGACCAUAACAGUGUUAGUAAGCGGAGGGUGGGGGUUUGGAAAUAAAUCCCCUUUUAGUUUGAAGUAAUGUCUGCAAGAGGCUGUGUAUACAGUAUUAUCAAGUAUUUGCAUAAAAAAUUUUACAUUGUUAAUAACCAUUUAAAUUAAAAUUUCAGCAGAACUGGCAAAAAUGGAAUUGCCUAAUCUGCUGCAUUUCUGUAAAUUUUUUUGUCCGGAGAGUGUUUGCCCCUCAGAUUUGAGAUCGUUUCCAUUUAAGCAAGGUUUAAUCAUCCGGUGCGGGCACCAGGCAUAGUUUAUGGUUUAACUCUCCUAAUUAUUCAUUUACACGACUUUAUAAUUAAAUGUAUACUUUUCCUCAGAAUACUAAGGGCUGACUUUGCGAUAUACUCGCUACCUGGUGGUGCAGUGCAGAUGUUACAAGUCUGGUUUAAAGCCCAGAGAGGACUUGCUUCCUAAUUCUAGGUAGCUUGGUGUGUGUGACGAUUUUAUUUAAAGAUAGGGCCCUAUUUCAGAGCCUUGGUGGUUCAGUACGGAGAUCUCAUAUCUGCGAAUUAAUUUGGGUUAUUAAAGACUCAA